UCAGCCUCGUUCUCAUCAAGGACCGCCUGCCAGGAUGCCCGGGGCACUUUUAUCAGCGCAGUCCCUCUACAUCGGGAUGGAGGUGCUGAUCGCCGUGGCGUCUGUGAUCGGGAACGUGAUGGUGGUCUGGGCCGUGAAGAUUAACAAGUCGCUGCGAGACACCACGUUUUGCUUCAUCGUCUCCCUGGCGCUGGCGGAUAUUGCGGUGGGAGCUCUAGUCAUCCCCCUGGCCAUCACCAUCAGCAUCGGACUCAAAACUCACUUCUACAGCUGCCUGCUGGUGGCGUGCACGGUGCUCGUGCUCACGCAGAGUUCCAUCCUGGCACUGCUGGCGAUCGCUAUUGACCGCUACCUCAGGGUCAAGAUCCCCACCAGGUACAAGCGUGUGGUGACCCCUCGGCGAGCGGGGCUGGCGGUGGUGGUGUGCUGGACGGUGGCGUUCGUGGUGGGGCUCACGCCCAUGCUGGGCUGGAACAACCUGAAGCGCCUGCAGCAGAACGGCUCCAUCGGCGCCGACCUGGUCGUCACCUGCCAGUUCGAGAACGUCAUCAGCAUGGAUUACAUGGUCUACUUCAACUUCUUCGGCUGGGUGCUGCCGCCGCUGCUGCUCAUGCUGCUCAUCUACGCGGAGAUUUUCUACAUGAUCCACAAGCAGCUCAACAGCAAGAAGUUCAGCACCAGCCACACAGACCCCAACAAGUACUACGACAAGGAGCUCAACCUGGCCAAAUCUCUGGCUCUGGUGCUUUUCCUCUUCGCCAUCAGCUGGCUGCCCCUCCACAUCAUUAACUGCAUCACGCUCUUUUGCCCCGAGUGUGAAAAACCCAUAGUGCUCCUCUACAUUGCCAUCUUGCUCACCCACGGCAACUCCGCCGUCAACCCCAUCGUCUACGCCUUCCGCAUUAAGAAGUUCCGCUCGGCCUUCCAGAAAAUCUGGCAGCAGUACUUCUGCUGCAAGGACACGCCGGCUCUGGAGAUUCAGCCCAGCGACAGGAAGGAGAUGCCCGACCUGGACCUGCGGCAGCUCGCUCCGUCGCAGACCGCGCAGAAGGAAACUCCGAACUGUGAAACGCCGCAGCAGCGGCAGGAGCAGAACAGCCAGCCGCCGCAGCAACCCAAAGAACAUCCGCCCUUACUGGAACAAAACACAAUCUAAGGAGAGGAAGAGAGCUGAUGGCUGGAGAAGUAAACGCUCCGUGCACAAUAUUGGCUCGCUCCUUAUCCGAGCGCCGUCUAAUGAGGAGUGCGGAUUGCUACACGGGGCCGCAACGCUUCGCUGAUUGAAGCGUUCUGGGAUCGCUGGAAGAUAAUUUAUCUUUUCUCAGGAGGAGUGUAUUUAUUGAGUGUUUGGUUCAAACUAAAAAAAGGCAAAAAGGGUACUAAAAACUCGCAAUAAUGGCUGUCCUGUUGA
Molecule: messenger RNA, 1411 nt
Organism: Salarias fasciatus (jewelled blenny)
Lineage: Eukaryota; Metazoa; Chordata; Actinopteri; Blenniiformes; Blenniidae
Gene: adora1b
Product: adenosine A1 receptor b
Exons: 2
Coding region: 35-1156 (373 amino acids)
Biological process (GO): G protein-coupled adenosine receptor signaling pathway
Cellular component (GO): dendrite; plasma membrane; synapse
Molecular function (GO): G protein-coupled adenosine receptor activity
Source: RefSeq, a predicted model, not a curated record